UCGAAUUUCUACCUCACGCCACAAUUGCGCCGCAACAUGUCGAACGACGCAACGCCUUCGCCGAUCGCCGGCAUGACGCUGUCGAGUGUGAUGCGAGACAUCAAGGAGAAGUUCAAGAACGAGGACGAAGACGCUGCUACUUCUCCCUUCCAGAACCUGGACAAAGCGACAGUCCUUCAUGAGACAAAGAUCUUCUCGGAUGCGCAGAUGGUGAUGAAGCAGCCGCGCAAGUGCUGCCAGUUGAUCACGAAGCUGCUGCACAUCUUGACCCAGGGCGAGCCAUUCACAUCCAACGAAAUCACGGAUGUCUUCUUCAAGGUGACCAAGCUCUUCCAGGGCAAAGACGCCAACCUGCGGCGCAUGAUGUACCUGUUCAUCAAGGAAGUUGCCGACGCCACCCCUUCCGACAGUGUCAUCAUCGUGACCCAAAGUCUCAGCAAGGACAUGAACUCCGACACGGACUUGUACCGCGCAAACGCUAUUCGAGUCCUCUGCCGUAUCAUCGAUACCUCCACUCUCGCCGCUAUCGAACGCUACAUCAAGCAGGCCAUUGUAGACAAAAACCCUCUCGUUUCGUCGUCCGCGCUCGUGUCUGGGAUGCAUCUGAUGCGCCACUCCGCCGAUGUUGUGCGCCGAUGGGUUAACGAAGUGCAGGAAGCGCUUAACUCGCCCACAGAUAUGGUGCAGUACCACGCGUUGGCUCUCCUGUAUCAAAUCCGCCAGCACGACAAGUUGGCCGUGUCCAAGCUGCUAUCUCAGCUGCAAAAGUCCCCACUCAAGUCCAACUUGGCCUGUUGUCUGCUCAUCCGGUACUCGGCAUCACUUUUAGCGGACGACAUCGCUGGCCCCAACUCUCGCCCGCUCUACCAGUUCCUCGAGAAGAUGCUUCGCCACAAGAGCGAAAUGGUGCUAUACGAGGCAGCUCGCGCUAUUUGCUCGCUUCCUUUGGACUCGCGAGACUUGGCGCCUGCGAUCACAGUGCUUCAAAUACUGCUCAGUUCGGUGCGACCGACCCUUCGCUUCGCCGCCGUGCGCACGUUGAGCCAAGUGGCGCUGGUGCAGCCCAUGUUGGUGGCCAAGGUGAACGAAGACUUGGAGACUUUGAUCGGGGACUCGAACCGCAGCAUCGCGACGUUGGCAAUCACAACGCUGCUCAAGACUGGCGCUGAGUCGAGUGUCGACCGCCUCAUGAAGCAAAUCAACACGUUUAUGAACGAAAUCGCAGAUGAGUUCAAGAUCGUUGUCGUUGAUGCCAUCCGCAACUUGUGUGUGAAGUACCCCCAGAAGCAUCGCAUGCUCCUCUCGGCCCUGUCGACGUUUUUGCGCGAAGAAGGUGGUCUCGAAUUCAAGAAGACCAUCACGGACGCCAUCCUCGAGAUCGUGAGCGUAUUGCCGGAGGCCAAGGAGACCGGUCUGCUCCACCUCUGCGAGUUCAUCGAGGACUGCGAGUUUACUUUGCUCAGUGUCAAGAUUCUGCAUGUGCUCGGGGUACUCGGGCCCACUACUGCGUCCCCUUCCCGCUACAUUCGGUUCAUUUACAACCGCAUCAUCUUGGAGAAUGCCACUAUUCGAGCAUCGGCCGUGUCGGCGCUCACGUCAUUUGCGAUUAAGGUGCCGGACCUGGCGCCCAGCAUCCGCACGCUGUUGCAGCGAUGCCUCACCGACGACGAUGACGAAGUGCGCGAUCGAGCAACCAUGUACUUGACUUUGACGGAGGAAGCGCCCGAGGCUGCCCUUCCAUUCUCCAUCAACCAGCUCGCCAAAUCCCUCGAGCAGUACGCUCUUCGCCCGUCGGAUGGCCCCAUCACGAUCCACAGCCUUCCCCACGUCGAAGCCGAUGCCGUCGCCCCAACUACCAAGACUGCCGCGUCGCAUUCUGCCGCUCCGAUGGCGGCGGUGGCUCAGCCAACGGUCGACCCUGCGCAGGAACUGUACAAGAUCCCCGAGUUUGCCGACCUCGGCCCGCUGUUUCGGUCGGCGGCCCCCGUGGAACUCACUGAAGCCGAGACCGAAUACGUGGUGACGGUAGUCAAACAUAUUUUCAAGUCCCACGUCGUGCUCGAGUACGUGGUGCUCAACACGGUGCAGGACCAGAUGCUCGUGGACGUGGGGGUGAACCUCGAGUGGGCGGACGAGUCGUUCGAGUUGCACAGCACGGUCCCAAUCAAGCAGCUCAAGUACGGUGACAAGGCGUCGACGUAUGUGUGUUUGGAGCAUGUCGCGAACGAAUUUGCCCUCGUCACGAUCGCGAACGAGCUCAAGUUCAAGGUCGUCGAGUUUGUUCGUGGCAAGCCCGAUGGCGACGGGUACAACGAAGAGUACCCGAUGGAGGACAUCGAGGUCAGCGGCGCCGAUUUUAUGGCCAAGGUGCAGGUCCCGGACUUCCGAUCCGCGUGGGAGCAUAUUGGCGACGAACAUGAAGUGCGUGAGCAAUACGCCCUGCGCUUUCAGUCGCUUGUCGAAGGUGUCGGUGCUGUGAUCGAGUACCUUGGCAUGCACGCAUGCGACAACACGAGUGUCCCAGCGCCCCAGGCGAAGGCCCACAUCCUGCUGCUCAGCGGCGUGUUUGUCGGCGGCGUCAAGGUCUUGGUCAAGUGCAAGCUUAGCCUCGAGGACAAGGGCGGCCAAAUGCUGCUGCAAAUGGCAGUGCGUUCGGAAGAUGCGGUCGUAUCUCAGACCGUGUCGGAUUGCAUCCGUUGA
Molecule: messenger RNA, 2700 nt
Organism: Aphanomyces invadans
Lineage: Eukaryota; Oomycota; Saprolegniomycetes; Saprolegniales; Verrucalvaceae
Exons: 1
Biological process (GO): intracellular protein transport; endoplasmic reticulum to Golgi vesicle-mediated transport; protein secretion
Cellular component (GO): endoplasmic reticulum-Golgi intermediate compartment; Golgi membrane; endoplasmic reticulum
Molecular function (GO): structural molecule activity
Source: RefSeq, a predicted model, not a curated record